Arabis nemorensis is the source of this 2016-nucleotide messenger RNA. The record is from the annotation of a GenBank genome assembly. Lineage: Eukaryota; Viridiplantae; Streptophyta; Magnoliopsida; Brassicales; Brassicaceae.
AUGGAAGGAGUUCCAGGGGUCAAUACUGUUCCAAAUCCUAACCAUUAUGACAAGUCAGUAGUGCUAGAUGUAAAACCGCUGCGAAGUUUGAAACCUGUUUUUCCAAAUGGUGAUCAAGGUCCACCAUUUGUUGGAGGUCCACCUUUUGGUCCUUCUCCUUCUUCUGGGUAUUCGCCUUUCUUCCCAUUUGGAACACAACAACCAACGCAAGAUACUCCAGAUCUCAACCAAACCCAGGAGACACCUUCUCCAUCAUUUGUUUCUCCUCUUCGAUCGUAUCGAACGCCUACUGUAUCAAAUGGCCCCAGCAGCUCCAGUGGAACUAAAAAAGCAGUUGGUCGUCCUAAGGGAACUGGUAGUGGGAAGAAAAAAGAGAAGACUGUGACCAAAGACUCUAAUUUGGAUGAUCAGGUAGUGAAAAGAUUCAGUGCAGAUUUUGACAGUGGGAUCAGUGUAGCAGAGCGAGAGGAUGGAAGUAAGGACUUAGUAAGUAGCGUAUUGAUGCGUUUUGAUUCAGUUAGGAGGCGGCUCAGCCAAGUAGAAUAUGCAAAGGCAGCUACUUCGAAAGCAGCAGGUACUUUGAUGAGCAAUGGGAUACGAACAAACAUGAAGAAGAGAGUUGGGACGGUUCCUGGAAUUGAAGUUGGAGAUAUCUUCUUUUCUCGGAUAGAGAUGUGUUUAGUGGGUCUUCACAUGCAGACUAUGGCUGGAAUUGACUAUAUAACUGGUAAGGUCGGGUCAGAUGAAGAGCCUUUAGCAACUAGCAUUGUUUCAUCUGGACGUUAUGAUGGUGAAGCGCAGGAUCCUGAGUCUUUAAUUUACAGUGGACAAGGAGGCAACGCAGACAAGAACCGUCAAGCAUCUGAUCAGAAGCUUGAAAGGGGUAAUCUAGCAUUAGAGAAAAGCUUGAGGAAGGGCAAUGGAGUAAGAGUCAUACGAGGGGAAGAGGAUCCAGCCAGUAAAACAGGAAAGAUCUAUAUUUAUGAUGGACUUUAUUCAAUCUCAGAGUCAUGGGUAGAGAAAGGGAAAUCUGGUUGCAACACAUUUAAAUAUAAAUUGGUGAGAGUACCUGGUCAGCCACCUGCUUUCGGCGUCUGGAAAUCUGUUCAGAAAUGGAAGGAAGGUUUGACUACAAGACCAGGCCUUAUCCUUCCAGAUCUCACUUCAGGAGCUGAAAGCACACCUGUUUCACUUGUGAAUGACGUCGAUGAGGAGAAAGGGCCUGCUUAUUUCACCUACAUUUCCUCUCUAAGAUACUCAGAGUCCUUUAAAUUAUUAACUCAGCCCACAAUUGGUUGUUCCUGCCAUGGCUCAUGUGCACCGGGAGAUCUUAACUGCUCUUGCAUCCGAAAAAAUGGUGGUGAUCUCCCUUACCUUAAUGGGGUUAUGCUAGUUUCUCGGAGGCCGAUGAUAUAUGAAUGUGGCCCAAUCUGUCCAUGUCAUGCCAAUUGCAAAAACAAAGUGCUUCAGACAGGACUGAAAGCCCGACUGGAAGUGUUCAAGACAGCGAAUCGUGGUUGGGGUUUACGUUCAUGGGAUCCCAUCCGUGCAGGUUCAUUCAUAUGCGAAUAUGCUGGUGAGAUCAAAGACAAYGGUAUGCUUAGAGAGAACCAAGAAGAGGAUGAUGAGUAUGUCUUCGAUACAUCUCGUGUUUAUAACUCGUUUAAGUGGAAUUAUGAGCCUGCGCUGGUAGAUGAAGACCCUUCAGAUGAAGUUCCCGAGGAGUUUAAUCUUCCAUCACCAGUCCUUAUCAGUUCUAAGAGUUUUGGAAAUGUAGCGCGGUUUAUGAACCAUAGUUGUUCGCCCAAUGUUCUGUGGCAGCCAGUUGUUUGUGAAGGAAGUAGUGAAUCAGUUGUCCACAUUGCUUUCUUUGCCAUCCGUCACAUUCCGCCAAUGGCGGAAUUAACUUAUGAUUAUGGAGUCUCCCCGACAUCUGAGGCUAGAGGUGGGAGCCUUUUACAUGGAAAGAGGAAAUGUCUGUGUGGAUCUGAGAAAUGUCGUGGUUCAUUCGGAUAA